UUUUCAAGGUCGCGUCGUAACGCGCAGGGCACGGCGAGCUCCCAGGCGAAGAUCAACGCGCAGCCGAUCGAUCACAAAUCUGAACCAGCCUGCCACGGAUGGCAAAAAGUCGUCGUCGUCGUCGUCGGACGCGGCUCCCGGCAGCGCGUUUGCGCGCUACAAGCGUCUCAGCUACAUGAUGGCGCGCUCCACGCCCAACCUCGCCUCCGCAUCCUCCUCGUCCUCUUACGACGAGAAACCCUCAGCCGCCGUCGCCGCCGUCGCCGCGACGACGGCAGCAGAGCGGAAGCCGGCGCAGACGAAGCUGGUGCGACGCGCGUCGAUGUCGUCGUCGGACGCCGGGAAGUCGCCGAGCGGCGACCAAUCCGUGGCGCCCUCUGGCGGCAACGAGCAGCGCGUGCGAGCGAUGCUCAACAAGCAGCCGCCGUUCGACACGGUUGCCGCGGCGACGUCGCCGCUAGGCGAGUCGUCGUCGCCGACGAGGGGCCGUCCCGUCGUGCCGCCGCGCAAGAAGAACGUGUUCUCGCCGGGGGAACGGUCCCCGAUUGAGCUUCCCGUCAAGGACAUGUCGCCGAGCCCCGUGCGAAAGGUCGCCGAGGUCACGGGUCGCCCCCAGAGCGCGCCGGUGACGCCGAUGGAGAAGCGACUUCCCGAGCGGCCGAACCGUCAGCACGAGAUCUCGCCCAGAGAUCCGAAAGCUGAGACGGUCGAGUCGUGUGUGAAGGAACUUCACAGAGCUGUGUCCGAAGCUACUGACAUGUUCCACAAGGUGGCGCAGUCGGAGACACUAUCGCGGGACCAACAGGUCGGUCAGAUGAGGCAGCUAGUGGAGGCCGUUCCCAGCAGACUCACGACAUGGGUUGCAAGGUGCGCGUCUCAGCACAUAGAGACGCUGCCGAUCGUCGAGCUGAACUCUCUGCGCGCGACGCUCGCGCAGCAGGCCAGCGAUCCGAACUCCAGCGUUACUCUGCUGCAGCAGUACAAUGAGCUGCUCUUCAACCUGCUCAUGCACAAGAUGUCCGGCAAGAUGUACGCCGCCUCGUCCGUGUAGCCGUGGUGGCGGCGGCGGCAGCGGCAGAGGGAACCCGCGCGUUCCAGACGGUUCGACGCUGCACUGAAGAGACUCCUGCGCCGCGUUGUCCGCGUGGCGUGACGGCGGCGGCAGUGGGAACUCGCGCGUUUGUUGACGGUUUGACGCUGCGCUAAAUAGAUGUGUGCGCCGCGUUGUCCGCGAAGCCAUGAAGCGGCAACAUCAAUGGCGGCGAUGGCGGUAGUGGUGGGAACCUGCGCGUUUGUCGAUGGUUCGGCACUGCGCUAAAGAGAUGCCUGCACCGCAGCCUCUGCGUAGCGUACGGCAGAGAAACCGGCAGCUGCGGCGAUAACGCACGCGCGUUCGCAGCGGUACGACGCGGCAUUAACAAGAUGUCCGCUCUCGUCCUCGGUGUAGUGGUGGCAGCGGCGGAGAAACCGGCAGUUGCGGUGGUGACUCGCGCGCGUUCGCAGCGGUACGACGUGGCAUUGACAAGAUGUCCGCGACUUCCUAGGUGCCCCGCGGCUGCCUAGGUAACCCGCGGCUGCCUUGCGCGCGACGGUGACAAGACGCACACUGUUAAUGGUACGACGCGUCAUUUCGUGCGCGAGCAUUCUGCGCGUUACGUUCCGUCCGCGAGGAACGUUUAUGCCUUCGCGUGUUCGUGCACGACCGGCACUUGUUUGUGUGUUUCGGCGGCAGCAGGUGGCGUGACAGGUCGAGGGAGUCUUGGCGUCUCUGUCCGAGCGAGAUUCUGCUUGUGGCGGCACGUGCGGCAAGGGGGGGGGGGGCUGCGUCGAGUUACACACAGCUAUACAGAGGCAGCUUUCUUUUUCUUUUUUAUCACGAUUCUCAGCCGUCUUUGAGUGAUGAGCGACGGUUGCCAAUGUCACCACACCUUCGUGAGCGCAUGCUUUUUGACUAGGUGUGGAUAGUUUUCGUGCAGCUGAGAGGGAGAGGCGUCUUUUUGGGGGGGUGCAUUUAUUGCUGUGCUAUUGUCCGACUGGGGCCAGAGUCACGGCGUGGCAGCUCUGUUGAAUUGCAUUCAAGUUAUCAACCGUUCACUUACUAACGUUAACAACGAUAAUAUUUACAAAUAUUAACGAACUGUUUUGUCCGAUCGGAAGAAAAUAACAGGUACAUAAUUCAUUUGCAAAAACGUUUAAAACUGCAAUGUAAAUGCUAUUCAGUUUAUCUAUUGUGUAAUUUCGAUUCUAUAUAUGUAGCAAUCCGACUGUAUUCAGAGUGCGUAACCGUUAACUAGCGCUGCUGUGUUUAAUUGUAGGCAUUGCUUUCUGCAUAAAAACAUUGCCACAUUGCAACAACGCAUGCAUCUCUGAAUGUUUCCGCCUCUACCAAUGUGAUACAAAUUCAGUCCGGCCCGUGAGAGCGAAAUCAAAAUGCGAGUAACAGACUUGCGUAUUUUAAGGCUAGCACUUUUAUACUUGUUUUUCUAACGAGAGGAGAGCGUGUAUUUCGGGGGUUGUGAUCGCGCUGGGCUCUGCACUACGGGUUGCACCCAGGCGGCCAUCUUGCCACUAUUUAUCACGUAGUCUGCGUGGCAAUCGACGUAGCGGCUGGACGUUGGUGGUGUAGAUACAGUCCUGAGCUUUACGGCGCUGUAUACGCCGAUGAUAAUUAACACGGGCGGACGAGCGAUGGUACACUGCUCGCAGUUAUCACUGCGUGAGAGAGAGAGAGAGAGAGAGAGAGAGAGGGAGGGAGAGAGAGAGAGAGAGAGA
Priapulus caudatus is the source of this 2772-nucleotide messenger RNA. Its product is annotated as nuclear receptor corepressor 2-like. NCBI's taxonomy places the organism in Eukaryota, Metazoa, Priapulida, Priapulimorpha, Priapulimorphida, Priapulidae. The transcript is spliced from 5 exons. Bases 176 to 1051 code for a protein of 291 amino acids. The record is from RefSeq and is a predicted model, not a curated record.